AUGCCAAUGAGGCACGUCAACGCGGUGGCGGUUUUACUAAUGAUGUUCUUCACUCUCCUGAUCCUCUCAUUCACCGGCAUUUUAGAAUUCCCGUCUGCCUCCGAUCCGAUGGACCGGGAAGUGAAAUUACCCGAUUCCUCCGACGCCGUUUCGUCGGAUCCGUUCCGCGACGUCUUCUCAGCUUUUAAAAAAUGGGACUCGCGAGUGGGUUGUGCUCGGUUCAGAGUGAAUCACAAGGAUUCGAUCCCCGGAAAUGUUAGUUCGGGUUCUCUACAAGAAUCCGGAGUCGGGUCGGGUGGAUCGGGUUGCGGUAAGCUGAAGAUGGAUCACGUUAAGAUUCUAGUUAAAGGGUGGACUUGGAUUCCGGAUAAUUUGGAAAAUCUCUACUCUUGUUCAUGUGCGAUGACUUGUUUGUGGACUAAAUCGCCUGUUCUCGCUGAUUCUCCCGAUGCUCUGCUCUUCGAGACGACGACUCCUCCGUUACAGAGACGUGUUGGAGAACCGCUGCGUGUGUAUAUGGAGCUAGAGGCCGGAAGAAAACGCUCAGGCCGGGAAGAUAUAUUCAUCAGUUACCAUGCCAAAGACGACGUCCAAACAACUUACGCUGGUGCUCUCUUUCAUAAUAACAGAAACUAUCACAUCUCUGCACAUAAACACAAUGAUGUUUUGUUGUAUUGGUCUUCUUCAAGAUGUCUCUCUCACAGAGACCGUCUCGCUAAGAGCCUUCUUGAUUUGAUUCCGCAUCACUCUUUUGGUAAGUGUCUUAACAACGUCGGUGGUUUGGACUCAGCUCUGUCCAUGUAUCCAGAAUGUGUCUCAGAUUCCAACUCCGAGCCAAAAUGGUACGACCAUCUCCACUGCGCAAUGUCACACUACAAAUUCGUUCUUGCGAUCGAAAACACAGCCAUGGAGUCGUACGUGACAGAGAAGCUUUUCUACGCGCUUGACUCCGGUUCUGUGCCUAUCUAUUUUGGAGCCUCUAACGUGCAAGAUUUCGUCCCGCCGCAUUCGGUGAUCGACGGUAGCAAAUUCGGUUCUGUGAAGGAGUUGGCGGCGUACGUGAAGCGGCUCGGUGAUGAUCCUGUGGCUUACUCGGAGUACCACGCGUGGAGGCGGUGUGGAGUGAUCGGGAACUACGGGAGAGCCUGUGCGGUGAGUCUUGAUACGUUGCCGUGUCGAUUGUGUGAAGAGAUUAGCAGAAGAGGUGGUAAGGACGCCGGAGCUUGA
Molecule: messenger RNA, 1227 nt
Organism: Microthlaspi erraticum
Lineage: Eukaryota; Viridiplantae; Streptophyta; Magnoliopsida; Brassicales; Brassicaceae
Source: the annotation of a GenBank genome assembly